UCAAACAUAUUAAAUAGCCUGGCAUAACACAUAGUAUUCAUCAUUCUGAACACAGUGUGUUGGGUGGAAGACCACAAGAAGCCAGGAAAAUCCUUAACCCGUAACGACAAUGAGCAAACCCAUCGUCUACACCCAUUACCUGAGUCCACCUUCUCGAGCCGUGGAUCUCUGCGCGACAGCUCUCGGAAUCGAGCUGGAACGUAAAGAAAUGAAUCUUCUCCAAGGAGACCAUCUUGAGCCGGGAUUUCUCAAGAUAAACCCUCGGCAUACAAUCCCAGUGCUGAAUGAUGGUGGAGCCAUUAUAAAUGAUAGUCAUGCCAUCAUGAUCUAUCUGGUGUCCAAGUACGGAAAGGACGACAGUCUGUAUCCGAAGGAUUUGGCCAAGAAGGCCAAAGUUGACGCUGCGUUAUGCUUCAAUUGUGGAGUGCUGUUUGCUCGAUUGCGCUUUGUCACCGAACCAAUCCUUCUGGGCGGAAGCGACAUUCCAGCGGAAAAGGCUGCCUACAUGGACACGGCCUACCAACUGCUGGAGGACACCCUCACGGAUAGCUACAUAUCCGGCAGCUCGCUGACCAUUGCGGACUUCAGCUGCGGUGCAACUGUCUCGACGGCGAUGGGUUUAAUUCCAAUGGACGAGCAAAAGUAUCCGAAGAUCUACGCCUGGUUGGAUCGCUUGAAGACACUACCGUACUUCGAGGAGGUGAACGGACGUGGGGCUGUGGAGCUACCGAAAAUUAUACAAACCAUCAUGGAGACGAAUGGUUCUAAGAAAUAGGAAGCGUUAAAAAUGAGAUAGUAAAAACAUAGGUUUGAUGAACUGUUCGAAAUAAACUUAUUUAUUUCCUACUUA
Messenger RNA from Aedes albopictus (Asian tiger mosquito), 850 nucleotides. Its product is annotated as glutathione S-transferase 1-like. Gene Ontology annotation, biological process: glutathione metabolic process. The transcript has 3 exons. The record is from RefSeq and is a predicted model, not a curated record. The coding region runs from base 110 to 775 and encodes 221 amino acids. Lineage: Eukaryota; Metazoa; Arthropoda; Insecta; Diptera; Culicidae. Gene Ontology annotation, molecular function: glutathione transferase activity.